AUGAGCGAACAAGUAGUGGAGUGGUUUAGGCCCCUUCUUGGGGCUCAACAAUGGGACUAUGUUGUCGUUUGGAAAUUGGGUGAUGACCCUUCCAGGUUUAUUGAAUGGAUGGGCUGCUGUUGUAGCGGUGGAAAUGUCAAAGAAGAGAGAACAGAAAAUAGCCACUUAAGUUCACUUUGCAGGGACACUUGCUUGAAGCAUCCUGUGAGGACAAAGGCGUGUGAGGCUCUUUCUCAGCUUCCUUCCUCAAUGCCUUUAUAUUCUGGAGUUCAUACAGACGUGGUGAUAUCAAGACAACCCAGAUGGCUCAGCCAAGUUGAAGGCUCGGAUUCAUAUCCUUCACAUAAUUUUUCUGGAACCUUGGCACUAAUCCCAGUUGAGGAUGGACUUAUUGAGUUAUAUGCUACAAAGAAUAUACCAAAGAAUCAAAAAGUUCUGGAGCUGAUUUUAGCUCACUGCAAUAGCUCAUUGAAACAAGAAAAUCUUGAUAUACUGCCUCAAAAGUGCGUACAGAAACAACCAUCUUUUUCGAAUUUGUUAAGCCUCGGUCCAAGGUCAGGGGUUUUUCAACAAGUAAGCCGAUCCGGUUCGCAUACUAGCACUGAGGGACCAUCCAAUGCCAGCAGUUCAAACAUUUCUAAUGAACAUCUGUUGUUUGGUUCAAACUGCGUUUACGAGUCUCAAUAUCAACCUUACAAAUCGUCAUAUGAGAAUACCUCUGAGUUGAAAAAACUGGACUACAAUGAAGAUUUCUUGAAGCAACAAUCGAGUUUGGUUUCGGGCUGUGAAGCAGAGAAAACUGCUAAGAAAGUUACCAAGAGGAAAGAAAGAGGGAGCUACAAGUCGACGAAUCUUAUUUCGGAGAGGAAUAGGAGGAAGAGGAUUAAAAUGGCGCAACUCACUUUACGUUCUUUAGUACCAAACAUAACCAAGAUGGAUACUGCAUCAAUUAUCGGAGACGCGGUUAAUUAUAUAAGAGAGUUGCAGAAGGAAGAAAAGGAACUCCAGGAAGAGCUCAAGAAAAUGGAAGAAGAAGAAGAAAAAGAGCUCCAAAAGAGCAAAGAUCGGCUUGCAAUCCCCGAGUCAAACGAGGCCAAAUUUGUCACAAGUUGCUUGCCUCCUGCUGCGAAUAAUCCUACCUUUGGUCAAAAAAUGAAGACAGAGAUGCAAGUGGAUGUGAAGCAAGUUGGAAAAAGAGAAUGUUUUAUUAAGGUCUUCUAUGAGCAUAUGCAAGGAAGCUUUGUAAGGUUGAUGGAAGCCAUAGAUUCUAUAGAGCUUCAAGUAGUUAACUGCAACCUUACCACAUUUAAUGGCAGAGUCCAAAACAUACUUGAGGUUAAGGCAGAUAAGGACAUCCAGGCAGUGAGAUUGAAAAAUUUAUUGAUUGAGCUAGUCGGUUAG
This is a messenger RNA of Morus notabilis, 1401 nucleotides long. RefSeq names its product transcription factor bHLH90. Gene Ontology annotation, cellular component: nucleus. Gene Ontology annotation, biological process: regulation of DNA-templated transcription. Lineage: Eukaryota; Viridiplantae; Streptophyta; Magnoliopsida; Rosales; Moraceae. The coding region runs from base 1 to 1401 and encodes 466 amino acids. The record is from RefSeq and is a predicted model, not a curated record. Gene Ontology annotation, molecular function: DNA-binding transcription factor activity; protein dimerization activity; sequence-specific DNA binding. The transcript has 8 exons.